This is a messenger RNA of Bacillus rossius redtenbacheri, 1880 nucleotides long. Its product is annotated as serine-rich adhesin for platelets-like. Lineage: Eukaryota; Metazoa; Arthropoda; Insecta; Phasmatodea; Bacillidae. The coding region runs from base 1 to 1305 and encodes 434 amino acids. The transcript is spliced from 2 exons. The record is from RefSeq and is a predicted model, not a curated record.
AUGCAACUACUGCAUCCACUUACAGCAAAGAGUACAAGUGAUUCUGAUGCAAACGAAACAUCAACAACAAAUGCAAGUUCUAGUAAUACAUCGUCUACUACCAUUGCAAGUGAAACAAAUACUUCAACCACAAUAUCAAACGAUUCAAAUAUUUCAUCCACCGUAACUUCAAACACAACUGACUUAGAUUCUUCAACCACCGCUAAUACAUCAGCUACUACAAAAACUCCAUCUACCAGUACAGCAAAAAGUACAAGUGAUUCUGAUGCAAACGAAACAUCAACAACAAAUGCAAGUUCUAGUAAUACAUCGUCUACUACCACUGCUAGUGAAACAAAUACUUCAACCACAAUAUCUAACGAUGCAACUACUGCAUCCACUGUAACUUCAAACACAAACGACUUAGAUUCUUCAACCACCGCUAAUACAUCAGCUACUACAAUAACUGAAUCUAGCAGUACAGCAGAGAGUAAAAGUGAUUCUGAUGCAAACGAAACAUCAACAACAAAUGCAAGUUCUAGUAAUACAUCGUCUACUACCAUUGCUAGUGAAACAAAUACUUCAACCACAUUAUCUAACGAUGCAACUACUGCAUCCACUGUAACUUCAAACACAACUGACUUAGAUUCUUCAACCACAGCUAAUACAUCAGCUACUACAAAAACUCCAUCUACCAGUACAGCAAAGAGUACAAGUGAUUCUGAUGCAAACGAAACAUCAACAACAAAUGCAAGUUCUAGUAAUACAUCGUCUACUACCACUGCUAGUGAAACAAAUACUUCAACCACAAUAUCUAACGAUGCAACUACUGCAUCCACUGUAACUUCAAACACAACCGACUUAGAUUCUUCAACCACCGCUAAUACAUCAGCUACUACAAUAACUGAAUCUAGCAGUACAGCAGAGAGUACAAGUGAUUCUGAUGCAAACGAAACAUCAACAACAAUUGCAAGUUCUACUACCACUGCAAGUGAAACAAAUACUUCAACCACUAUAUCUAACGAUGCAACUACUGAAUCGAAUGUGACUUCAAACACAACUGACUUAGAUUCUUCAACCACCGCUAAUACAUCAGCUACUACAAAAACUCCAUCUACCAGUACAGCAGAGAGUACAAGUGAUUCUGAUGCAAACGAAUCAUCAACAACAAUUUCAAGCUCCAAUAAUACAUCAACAACUACUAAUACAGAUGUGACAACUGAAUCGAGCCCAAUUACACUGACAUCUUCGGUUGUGAAUGGAAUUGUUUCGUCCAUAAAUAGUGUUGUUUCAGGUUUGCAAAAUAUUCUUAGCAUUUUUGGUUAAAACAAUUAAAUUUUUUUGGCUUAUAACCCUUUUCUUGCUAGCUUUACAUAUAAAACAAUACGAAAUAUGUUUGAAAUAUUUAGUAGUUUAUUUUUAGUUUGUUUUAUAUAGUUUAUAUUCUUAUGUGCAUUAAGUUUCAUACUAUUAUUCUUCUGUUGUUUAUUUUGAAUCUUAUUUUCCUUAUAACCUUACCAUAAGAUUUUUUCAGGUGUUAAAAUAUGGUUACAUUAAGAAUUAAUGUAUUUCUUAAAAUGUUAAAAGCUCUUUAUAUAUAAAUUAUUAAUAUAUAUUUUAGUGUAAAAUGCCUUUUUUAUAUUCAUAGCCCUUGAAUUAUUUAAAUUAUUUUAAAUUUAAUGAUCUGUAUCUGAUUUUUAAAGUGAUCCUUUUAUAUUUGUAAACCUAGAACUUUCUUUUGCAUAAGGCGUUAUUUAUGCCUGCUGAAUUGUGAAUAUAUAUAGAAGCAUUGAAAAAUAGAUAAGUCUGUGACACUAUUAAAUCGCUUGGAAUAAAUAUACUUUGGAUGUCAUAACGUUAUCCGCAAUUUUUUACAUUUCUUCUCAUGUAUUUUUUGUCAU